AUGGCUUUGGUACACCGAGAGCUAUCCUUAUCGUGGUUGACGAAUCACCAGAAGCGUUCAACAUUACGUCACAGAGGUCCGGACUGCACGAGCUUCUCUCGACGUUUAUGCGAUCCUAAAAUGGCCAUGAAAUACUCACAGCCCGGUCUUGACUGCAAGUCGCGGACCCCGGUCUGUUUGACUGGAUUCAUUCGCAACUGGUCCAUUAUCCUGAACAAUAUAAGGUUGAUGGAAACCCGGGGACUGCGCCUACCUGAUGAACCCCAAAAAGGGCGAAACCAUUCGUGGGUUGUGGACGAAUUUUCAGCACCCUUGGAACUACUCACAAGGUUGCCGAAAACUCUCCAACGGCCCACGACCGGUUUCGCCUUUCUAGAGGCUCAUCAGCCAAUAGACAAAUACACUCAUUUACAAAUCGAUUUGGUCUUCACGAGAGACUCAACUGAAUCUCUCGUUUAUGAUGUUCUACAAAUGAAUGUACUGCACAUAGGCACGAUAUUCGAGAUAUCGCACUAUAUUUUCAUAAAGAAAACUACUUACAAGCGGGCGAGAUGGCCAAAGUGGUUAGAGCGCGAAUUUGCUGACCGGAAGGUCCGUGGUUCAAACCCGACCUCCGCCUCUCGAAUUCCCCUGUCAUUGCUUGGGCAACCUGACAGUAUUCCAGCCCUCGUUCAACCUUCGGGUGGCAUGGCAGUUAGGCACCAAAACGGUGCUACAGUUGAACGAUGUUUUUACCCAAGCCUAGACGGGAGCAGUCCGGAUGCUGAGGUUGGGUUCGUACCACUGACAUUCGGGUCAAUAAGUUCGCGCCUUAAUCACGUUUCCCAUGAGGAAUAUUAUUGCCAGCACUUUUUUCGCAAAGACCUGGUUUUAGUUUUUGGCCUUUCAAGUACAGAGAAUAAGUUCGUGGUUCGAACCCGACCUCUGCCACUUGAAAUCCCCUAUCUGGGCUUGGGCGACCUGGUAGUAUCCCAGCCCUCAUGCCUCCUUCGUGUGGCAUGGCAGCUAGGCACCGAAAGGGUGCUACAGCUGGACGAAGUGACUUGGAUUUCGUUUCCGUACACCACCUACCGACAAACAACUGAAUGUGCUGCAUUAGGCCACCUCAUAUUUCAGUCGCUACGAUAUUCCAGAUAUCACGAUGCAUGUAUAUUAUUUAAACCAAAGUUGAUGAUUUUCGAGAAAUACACUCAUUUGCAAAUCAAUUUGGUCUUCAUGAGAGACUCAACUGAAUCUCUCGUUUAUGCUGUUCUACAACUGAAUGCGCUGCACACAGGCCGCCGCAUGUUUUAG
This is a messenger RNA of Opisthorchis viverrini, 1293 nucleotides long. RefSeq lists its product as hypothetical. The coding region runs from base 1 to 1293 and encodes 430 amino acids. The record is from RefSeq and is a predicted model, not a curated record. The transcript is spliced from 8 exons. NCBI's taxonomy places the organism in Eukaryota, Metazoa, Platyhelminthes, Trematoda, Opisthorchiida, Opisthorchiidae.